ACAUUACAGGGAAUGGAGAGGGGUUAGGGGUCAGAACUACGGCAGGACAGGACACGUGUUCAACCCCUUGAUUUUGAGAGACUGUACCACCACAGAAGCCCGUUCUGUUGUAAACAGCCAGGCGUCUAAGUAAUGGUGCUAAACCCUUUGUUAGACCACCAGCUGAAGAUCUGUAUCUAGGGGAGUCUUACGCAGGCAGGCUACAGUCCACCAGCAUCCCGAAGGCCGUAAUACAACCGAUAUCUAAACGGAGACGUCGAAUGACCAGUGCGUGGGAGCCGAAAAGUGAUAUUCGUAAUAUUCCGGCCACUAAUAGAUUACAGUAGACACAGUUGAACCGCUCACCUGGACACGUGUUUACAAGGAGAGUUACCUUUUGCUCAAAAACUGACGAAGACGCUAACAUGGGAAAAGGUCGCCAAGAAGAAGAGAAGCGGCCAAAUGGAACAGCAGACGACAGUGAGGAACCCAACCUUCCGGUUCCGCCAGACGGAGGCUGGGGUUGGAUGGUCGUGUUCAGCUCAUUUCUCAUUCACGUCGUCGCUGACGGCAUCGUGUACUCAUUUGGAAUCUUCUAUGUUGAAUUCUUGGACUUCUUUAAAGGCGGUAAAGGCGAGACAGCCUGGGUGGGGUCCCUGGUGCCUGGAAUUACGUUAUCGGUUGGGCCCAUAGCGAGUGCCUUGACGAACAAGUAUGGCUGUCGUCCGGUGACCAUAGCCGGUGCCCUGAUAGCCAGCACUGGAUUUAUCCUCAGUCUUUUCGCCCCAAACAUUUACUACCUCUACUUCUCAUUUGGUGUCCUCUCAGGCCUUGGUUUUGGGUUAAUCUACUUACCGGCUAUUGUCAUAGUUACGAACUAUUUUGAGAAGCGUAGGGCUUUCGCCACAGGACUGGCUGUUUGUGGUUCCGGAUGUGGUACUUUCAUUUUUGCACCGCUUUCAAAAUGGCUUCUUGACCAGUUCGGCUGGAAAGGUGCCAUCUUGAUUCAAGCGGGCAUUAUCUUGAACUGUGUAGCGUUGGGGGCCUUGUUUAGACCGCUGGAGGAGUCUGUACCUCGGAGAAAACACAAUCACUUGGACGACGAGGAGGUUGAGGCUUUAGUGAAACAUUCGGAACACUCCGGGAAUCCGAUUGUGAAAUUCAAAAAGCAUCAGAACAGGAAUGCUCAGAAAAAGGGCGAUACACACUUGUCUCCGAUAUUCAACGUGCAGCCCAACAUGAUCCGAAGUGACGGUGCCCUGCAUGUGAUCGGUAACGGCAAGAGUACCCCUGGCAAGUCGGUCGGGAGCAUGUCCCCACCUUCCCCACGACACCUCCAUCCGCUGGUGUCCGAGAAGCGACACAGUUCUCACGUGACGCUACGGACCCCCGUGUCCGUACGGGGUCCCAUGUACCGCAAGGACAUUUUCUACAGCGGUAGUUUGGUGAACAUUCCUAUGUACCGGUCCAAUCCGGCAAUGUAUGUCACCAGCAUUACGUCCAUUCCUGAGCACAUUUCAUCUGCGGAAGACUGGAAGCUCUUCGGCUUCAUCAAGCUCUCUCCCGAAAUGAGGGACACGUUAAAACAAAUGUUAGACUUUUCCCUUCUCAAGGAUCCAGUUUUCUUGCUCUUCGCCAUAUCAAACCUCUGCACGAGCAUUGGGUUUAACAUGCCUUUUAUAUAUCUGCCUGAUCGUGCCCUGGAACUGGGCAUUGAUUCGACAGACGCCGCCUUUCUGAUUUCUGUGAUUGGUAUUGCUAACACCUUCGGUCGUAUUGUCUUCGGGUGGCUGUCAGACAGACAAUCUGUGAACAGACUGCACUUGUACAACUGCGCUCUGACCAUCUGUGGACUGUGGACAGCACUCAGUCCCCUCUGUACCACCUACCCUUGGCUCAUUGCCUAUGCUGCCUCCUUCGGACUCUUUAUAGGUGUGUAUGUGUCCUUGACCUCCGUGGUGCUAGUUGACCUUCUCGGCCUUGAAAAACUUACGAAUUCGUUCGGCCUACUCCUUCUGUUUCAAGGCGUUGCCACACUCAUAGGUCCACCAAUUGCUGGUUGGAUAUAUGACGGCACGGGCAGCUAUGACAUCUCUUUCAUCGCAGAGGGCACCAUGAUUGCUUUAAGUGGCGUGAUGCUUUGGUGGAUACCUUGCUUACAGAGACGGCGCAACCGAUCCACCGCAGGGACAGAUCUGGAAGUGGACUUUGGAAAAGAAUGCGAUAUCAAAGUGAAAGUGGAUGAUGUGUCGGCGUAAAUUGUGGACAACAGAUGGAAUGUACAGCAGCUAUAACAGAUAGUGAAUUCUGUGAAGGUGACAUUAUAGUAUGUCUAAAACACCUACGGUCACGUACAAGAUCCACUUAGAAUGCCCGACUCGGCGGUAUACACUGUCCGAUAUGAGUCAUGGUGAUGCGGAGCCUGAAGGCUUUCACUAUUAUUCACUUAAUAAGAUACCACUCAGAAGCUCGGAUGGACUGUGCAGACUGGUGAGAGGUUAGAUCCUAAAACUGCUCAGGACCUGAGCCUACUGCAAAAGAGAGAUGACAAUUAAGGCAACAGUGAAACGGGUGAAUGAAAUGAUACUCAAUGUGAUAAAAGCGUGAUGGUAGAUCAGUACCGAACUUAAAUGUUAUAAGAAGGCCAUGAACGGUGGAUCAGAGUCACUCUGGUUGAACCAGAUAUGAUAUACGGACAAUCUGGAGAUUGGUUAAAGCCCUCUGCAUGCCAUACGUCCAUGAAUCGAAGGUCAGCAUGGUUCUAGAGGAGAUGUAGACUGUACCUCCUGGGAAUACAGUCACGGUACAAACACAAGAAGGGAUGUGAUUUGCAAAGGACUAUUUUCGCUUAUGAGCAUUGGUGUCUUGAUACACAGGAUGAUUUUCAGAUGUUCCAUCUGUCCUGAAUCCGCAGCUGAUAAAUCUGAAACAGUAUGAUCCCUGAAAUUUACUUGUCAUCGGCUGAAUAUAGAUAAAGAAACAAAAUUAGGCAUCGAAAAGGAGCUCAGGUUAUCUGCUCGUCAGAUUCUUGAUUUCUUCCAUUAGCACUUGUUUAUGCUGUAUUGCAUACUGCUCAGGGAACGUUUGUACAAACUGAUAUCCUGUAUGGCGUCUAACUGUAUGAUUCAUAUUAGUCGAAUGACUAUUCUGUUAGAAAUCUGUGAUGUUGUUUUAUUACUCACGGCCGACUGCCUUGGAUGUGAGUUAAGGAUGUGACGGUUGUGUGACAGUUGUAUGUGUAACUUGGGUUUUCAUAGGCAAACGUAACACAUAAGUUGAUCGCAACUUUUUUCAUUUCCAAGAGAGACGUUUCAGUGUGGAUGGUUAUAACUUUACCAAGCAUCAUAAGUUGUGUGGCUGAUUGCUGUUAUUACAUGCUUGAUAACGUUUGCGGCUGCUUACAUCUUUAGCAAGCCUUAACACAUUUGAAUGAAUUCCGUAGCCAGCAGUCGCGUCGAAACAUCUUUAAGGCAAUUAGAAGAUGUUGUCACGCACAAAGCGUUCGGUGUUUAGCCACCAGCUGUGAAAUGCCACAAAAAAUAUGUAUUGUGGACCCGUUUUAGGGCCCUGUAUGUCUACGUUCUCUCCGUUGUCAUUGAUUAUAAUGUAUGCUAGAAAAGGUGCUGUGCUGUACAAGUUUUAAUGAAUUUUAAUCAGUGCGCAUGCGCAUCAUAGUCCUUCAUGUAAAAACACACGGUUGUGCGCGAAUAUCUACCGUGUUUUUUUUUUUUUACAACUUGGUUAUUCUGAUAUACUUAAUACGUGAAUAGUGAACAUACUUUGCAAACACGCAAUUUAUACAUUAAAGUUUUUAAGCCUACAUUUCAUGCAUUGGUAUUACAUUUGUGUAUACAGUGGCUCCAUUACGUGACAAUCCCGCUGUAUUCGAACAGAGGACAGGAAACGUGACAAAUGACUCACUUUUUAAGGUUAGACAUGAGGUUGUAAAAACAGACUAAAUGUUGUCAGCAAGUGACAGAGAAGCGGUCUAAAUUGACGUCGUCGUUGAUUUAAAUCUUGUUACGAUCACCAACGCUAUGUUAAUCUUAUGUACAACAUAAGAUUGAACUUGAAUUAUGUAACUGUGUUUCGUUUGGUUUGGCUACAAUUGAAUGAGGGGCCAAUGAUCGUCAACAUUCGAGGCGGUGCUUGGUUCGUGGUGACGGUAGUGGUGGUUUUCCGUGGUAAAGGUGGCUCUAAUGGCAAUGGUGGUUGGUGUGGGGUGUGGUUUGGAUGAGGUACAUGGAGUCACUUAUUGCCGACCGAAAUGUUUGGGCUGUAAUGGUCAUGUUCUGCGCGUAUAUGUACCUAUGCUUACAAAUGUGCAAGUCUAUAACAAGCAUUCCACCAGCAUUGUGAUUGUACAUGUAACAUUCGUCGCAUGAAUUACGGUAGUGCAGUACACGUGUUACAUGUUUACAGGCCUAUAACCAUUGAACUAAACAUGUUUUGUUUGAAGUGAUCGAUUCGAAACGUUGAUGUAAAUUAUGGAAUAUGAACCCCAGAGACUUGAGAUAAACUUACUUCCCUAUUUAGAACGGCAGAUUGCAUAGUCCGCAGCUGAAUUACCUCCCUUGCCUAAUAAAGCAGCGGUAACGUAACGCGACACUAGUUAUUGGCGCGUGGAACUACGAGAAGCGGAGCAUCCAGUGAAGCGUACAGUGCGAAGGCUGUUUUGCGACAGUGGUAAAUGGUGAUUAGAGACCAGAAUGGAGAAAAACAAUAUGACUGUGCAUUGAUGGUAGUCAUUUGCAAACCAGCUGUAUUUCUAGAGAGUGUUCUUAACAGAGAUAAGUGUGGAGCCCUGUUUAAUGCACCUCCUCCCCCCUCUACACCCCACCCCCACCCAACCACUACUGAGUUAAUCCCACUUGUUGUCACUCCGAUAGUGUCCCGUUUUAUCCCAUUUCUUGAUUUUAAGGAGUGUAAGACACGAUGAUGCACAAACUAAGUAGCCCAUGCCGUGUAAGACAUGAUUUACCUCCCCCUACCAUGUUGCUGGACAACUGAUACAGGUAGGCAGCCGAUCAAGAACUUUAUUUUGGUUUAAAAAUAUCCAUGUACAAUUGCAAUAAUAGUAGUUCUUGAUUUAUUUUUAGCCGGUGCUAUUUCCGAUGACAUUGUAUUAAUAUGCUAUGGCAUUCCUAGUUACUACAUUUGUAUAUUUUUGUUACACAAGCCAUAUGUAAUGGGCUAAGCAUAGUGUUUUCAAAGGCCUAUAUCUUACUUCACACAGCAUGACGUUUUUUGGCCUAUUAUCGCCGUCCGAUUUGGACGUAUCGCAAUAUUCAUCCCCAUAUGGCGUGUGAAUGAGCUUGGGUGUGAGUGCAUUAGUGAAUGCAUUGUAAUGAUGUGUAAGCAGCCCCAUUGAUAUCAUUAUUUCAAAGGGUGAUUUUUUUUUAAUACAACCUCAGAGUUUGUUCUGCAUAAUAUAUCAGCCUUGUAUAAAAUGUAUCAUUUUGAAUCCCAUGUUUGUAAGAACACUUUGUGGUGUAUCUUAUGUUGUCCUCGAUUGACUAUGCCUUCUGAAAUACAGUUUACCUUUUU
Liolophura sinensis is the source of this 5526-nucleotide messenger RNA. RefSeq lists its product as uncharacterized. The record is from RefSeq and is a predicted model, not a curated record. The transcript is spliced from 6 exons. Gene Ontology annotation, molecular function: monocarboxylic acid transmembrane transporter activity. The coding region runs from base 405 to 2237 and encodes 610 amino acids. Lineage: Eukaryota; Metazoa; Mollusca; Polyplacophora; Chitonida; Chitonidae. Gene Ontology annotation, biological process: transmembrane transport; monocarboxylic acid transport.